Molecule: messenger RNA, 2645 nt
Organism: Prinia subflava (tawny-flanked prinia)
Lineage: Eukaryota; Metazoa; Chordata; Aves; Passeriformes; Cisticolidae
Gene: KHDRBS1
Product: KH RNA binding domain containing, signal transduction associated 1
Biological process (GO): regulation of alternative mRNA splicing, via spliceosome
Cellular component (GO): nucleus
Molecular function (GO): mRNA binding; poly(A) binding
Source: RefSeq, a predicted model, not a curated record
GCGGAGCUUCCGGCGCGGCACUUCCGGCGCCGGCGCUGCGCGGGCGGUGUGGCCGCAGCGCUCCCGCCGCCGUCCCCUCCCCGCCGCCGCCUCAUGCAGCGCCGCGACGACACCGCCGGUCGCCUGUCGCGGGCGCAGGGCCGCGCUCCGCCGACGCGCCGCCCGCCCCACGGCGGAGGGGCCCGCGGGGCCGCCAGCGGAGCGCAGCCGCCGCCGCCCGGUGGGGCCGCGGGCGGCGGGGCCCCGAUGGCUGGCGGUAAGAUGGAGCCUGAGAAUAAAUAUCUGCCCGAGCUGAUGGCCGAGAAGGACAGCCUGGACCCGUCCUUCACGCACGCCAUGCAGCUCCUCACCGCAGAAAUUGAAAAGAUCCAGAAGGGGGAGGCAGCGAAGAAGGAGGAGGAGCAGAAUUACCUGGAUUUAUUCUCCCACAAGAACAUGAAACUGAAGGAGCGAGUGCUGAUCCCAGUCAAACAAUACCCCAAGUUCAAUUUUGUUGGGAAGAUUUUGGGACCCCAAGGCAACACCAUUAAAAGACUUCAGGAGGAAACUGGUGCUAAAAUCUCUGUACUGGGAAAAGGCUCCAUGAGGGAUAAAGCCAAGGAGGAGGAGCUGCGCCGGGGGGGUGACCCCAAGUACGCUCACCUGCACAUGGAGCUGCACGUGUUCAUCGAGGUGCUGGGGCCGCCCUGCGAGGCCUACGCGCUCAUGGCCCACGCCAUGGACGAGGUCAAGAAAUUCCUCGUGCCGGACAUGAUGGACGACAUCUGCCAGGAGCAGUUCCUGGAGCUCUCCUAUCUCAACGGGGUCCCCGAGCCCGGGCGGGGCCGCGGCGUCCCCGGGCGGGGCCGGGGGGCAGCGCCGCCCCCGCCCCCACCUGUGCCCAGGGGCCGCGGGGUGUGUCCCCCUCCUCCGCGGGGUGCCCUGGUGCGGGGCGCCCCCGUGCGCGGGGCGCUGGCGCGGGGGGCGCUGGCCCGGGGGGUGCCCCCGCCGCCCGCCGGGAGGGGCACGGCCGCGCCCCGGGCACGGGCAGCCGGCAUCCAGAGGAUACCCCUGCCACCGCCCGUGCCCGACAGCUACGAGGAAUACGGCUACGAUGACACGUACGCAGAGCAGAGCUACGAGGGCUACGAGGGCUACUACAGCCAGGGCCAAGGGGAUACAGAAUAUUACGAUUAUGGACACGGGGAGGCACAGGAAACCUAUGAAGCCUAUGGCCAAGACGACUGGAACGGCGCCCGGCCCUCGCUGAAGGCGCCGCCGGCGCGGCCGCUCAAGGGCUGCUACCGCGACCACCCCUACGGACGCUACUAAAACACAAAAAAAAGGGCAAAAAAAUCCCAUUUUAGGAGCAAAAUCUUAUUUCUGGUUCUUGUAUCUCCCGGGAUUGCUUUACCCACAGCAGACAAGUAAUUGUCUCCCUGUUUUAUUCCUGGCCCUUUUUUUUCCCCUGCUCCAUCCUCACUUUGCAUUUUUGGCUUCUGUACUGUAGUGAUUUCUGGAGGUGAAUUUAAAUAGAUUUAGAGGGGGGAAAAGGUUUUAAUUUUUAUUAUUUUUUUGCUGGGAGGAGGGAGGGAGUGGGGGGGAUUUUUUUUUCUCUUCGGUGUGUAGAUGGUUUUUUCUUCCUUUGUCGUUCUAGGUUUUAAAAAAAAUCACCUGUACCUUUUUUUAAGGAAAAGAACACCAAAAAAAAACCCCUAAAAAAAAAAUUAAAAAAAUGUUAGUUUCCAAAGUGACAUGCUCUGCUUAGUUCUGAAAUUAAGGUUUUGUUAAAAAUUUAAAAUUUGUUUUAAAGGAACCCAUAAAGGUUGUAGUUGCAGAAUCCCAAAAUAGGCUACAUUUCAAAAUUCAGGGUUAUUUUUUUAAGAAUUAAAAUCAUAAUGUAACAGUAGUGGCUGCCACCAUUUAAAAAAAAAAAACCAAAAAAAAAUUAAUUUCAGAUGCCAAACCUUUAAAAGGAGAUCGCUGGUGAAUCUUGAAGUUUAAAUUUUAACCUAAAGGAUCCUCCAAACAAAAUUAAAUAGCAUUUUCUAAAGAGAAUUGACUUAAAAGGAAAAAUUAGGUUGGUAAAAAAUUGACUUUUCUUAUGUGGAUUUUGAAAUCUAGCCCCCCGUGCAGUGUUGAGAUAUGCUUGGGAAUAUUUUUCCAGUGGAAAGGGGUUUUAGUUUGGUUCUAAAUGAACAAUUUUCAAGGAAAAAAAACCCCAAAAUCUGGCUGUAAUUACCCAGUGUUUGAUAGAAAAACUAUCCCAUGGGUAGGCCUGUAAAAUUCUCAUUUUUUGUAACAUUUUGGGGUAAAAAAACUCAUGAAAAUUUCAAACUCACCCCAAAAAAUCUCAAUUUUCAGCAAUCCCAACCACUUGUUCAAGUGUAUCUCAGCACGAGCUUUGCAUAAAAAGGGACACUGCAGCUGUAAAAAAAAACCCAAAAAACCAACAAAACAAAAACCAGACCAAAAAUGACCCCAAAAUUCACUUUGUACAUAAGAGAAAGUCCAAAUUGGAUUUGUUACCCCCACUCUGUUCUGGAAGAGAAAAAUGCUACAUUUUGUGUAAAGUCUGCCUAAUUAGGUAACUCUAAACGUGUCAAAAAUUGAAUUGUCUGUCUCAAUUUGUCAAUAAAGUUUAGUCCUUUUUUAAUCAAAGGAAA